Paramecium pentaurelia is the source of this 809-nucleotide messenger RNA. The record is from the annotation of a GenBank genome assembly. NCBI's taxonomy places the organism in Eukaryota, Ciliophora, Oligohymenophorea, Peniculida, Parameciidae.
GUAUGUCAAAUAAAGAACAAGACUAUUAUGAGAUUUUAGGAGUAAGCAAAACAGCCUCUGAUGAUGAAAUUAAAAAGGCUUAUAGAAAAUUGGCAAUUAAGUGGCAUCCAGUAUGAUUAUUGAAUAAUAAUUUUAGGAUAAAAACCCUAAUAAUAAAUAAGAAGCCUAAGAAAAGUUUAAAAAAAUUGGAGAAGCCUAUUCUGUAUUAUCUGAUAAAGAUAAAAGAGCUAUUUAUGAUAGAUAUGGUCAUGAAGGGUACUAAUCUAAUCUUAUAUAAUUAGUUUAAAGAAUGGUGGCGGUGGUGCUAGUUCAUUUUAAGGAUUCCGUGGUUUUGGUGGUUUUGGGGAUGGAUUUGAUCCUUUUAAAUAAUUUGAGAGUUUCUUUUAAAAUUUUGGAAUGGAUGAUGAUGAACUAGGGUUUUUCUUUGGUAGAAAAGGCAGCAAAAAAAAUAGUAACAAUUCUUAAAGAAGUCCAUUUGGAUUUGGUGGAUUUGGAGGGUUUGGUGGUUUUGAUGAUGAUGACUUCAUGGGUAUGGGAGGUGGUUCAUUUUAAUCAUUUUCAUCUUCUAACUUUGGUGGUGGAUUUGGAGGAUCAACUUCAAUUUCUACUUCAACGACAAUUUAGUAUAAAUAAAUAAUUAAUAACUUAGAAAUGGUCGUAAAGUCACAGUUACAAGAAAGACAACAACAAAGGCUGAUGGAACAACAGAAGUAGUUGAAACAAUUGAUAAUGGUGGAAGAAAAGAAGAGAAAAGAUACUAAUUAGAAAAUGGAUAAAGAACUAAUGGAUCAAAAUCCAUUAAACAUUGA